AUGCCCGCCCGCGCCCCGCCGCGCCUCCCGCGGCCGCCGCCGCUGCCCCUGCUGCUGCUGCUGCUGCUGCUGCUCCUGGCCCUGGGCGCCCGCCGCCUGCGCGCCGAGCCCGGCGACGGGGCGCAGACCUGGGCCCGCUUCGCGCACCCUCCGGCGCCCGAGGCCGCGGGACCCCUGCACGACACCUUCCCCGACGGCUUCCUCUGGGCCGUGGGCAGCGCCGCCUACCAGACAGAAGGCGGCUGGCGGCAGCAUGGCAAGGGCGCGUCCAUCUGGGACACAUUCACCCACCGGACCCCGGCGCCCCGCGGCGAUCCCCCGGAGGCCGGCCCGCCGUCGGGCGCCCCAUCCGCGUCCCCGUCCCCGCCCGCCACCGGGGACGUGGCCAGCGACGGCUACAACAACGUCUUCCGCGACACGGAGGGGCUGCGCGAGCUCGGGGUCACGCACUACCGCUUCUCCAUCUCCUGGGCGCGGGUGCUCCCCAAUGGCAGCGCGGGCGCCCCCAACCACAAGGGGCUGCGCUACUACCGGCGCCUGCUGGAGCGGCUGCGGGCGCUGGGCGUGCAGCCCGUGGUCACGCUGUACCACUGGGACCUGCCGCAGAGCCUGCAGGACGCCUACGGCGGCUGGGCCCACCGCGCCCUGGCGGACCACUUCAGGGACUACGCAGAGCUCUGCUUCCGGCACUUCGGCCGCCAGGUGAAGUACUGGAUCACCAUCGACAACCCCUACGUGGUGGCCUGGCACGGCUACGCCACCGGGCGCCUGGCCCCCGGCGUCAGGGGCAGCCCGCGGCUUGGCUACCUGGUGGCCCACAACCUCCUCUUGGCUCAUGCCAAAAUCUGGCAUCUCUACAAUGCGUCUUUCCGUCCCACUCAGGGAGGCCAAGUGUCCAUCGCCCUGAGCUCUCACUGGAUCAGUCCUCGAGGAAUGACAGACCACAGCAUCAAAGAAUGUCAAAAAUCUCUUGACUUUGUGCUAGGCUGGUUUGCCAAACCCAUAUUUAUUGAUGGCGACUAUCCUGAGAGUAUGAAGAAUAAUCUUUCGUCUCUUCUGCCUGAUUUUACUGAAUCUGAGAAAAAGUUCAUCAAGGGAACAGCCGACUUUUUUGCCCUUUCUUUCGGACCAACCUUGAGUUUUCAGCUGUUGGACCCUCACAUGAAGUUCCGCCAGCUGGAAUCCCCCAGCCUGAGGCAGCUCCUCUCCUGGAUUGACCUGGAAUAUAACCACCCCCAAAUAUUUAUUGUGGAAAAUGGCUGGUUUGUUUCCGGGACCACUAAGCGGGAGGAUGCCAAACAUAUGUAUUACCUCAAAAAAUUCAUAAUGGAAACUUUAAAAGCCAUCAGGCUGGACGGCGUGGAUGUCAUUGGGUACACGGCGUGGUCUCUCGUGGAUGGCUUCGAGUGGCACAGAGGCUACAGCAUCAGACGUGGACUCUUCUACAUCGACUUUCUAAGCCAGGAUAAGAAGUUGUUGCCGAAGUCUUCAGCCUUGUUCUACCAAAAGCUGAUAGAGAAAAACGGCUUCCCUCUUCUACCUGAAAGUCAACCCCUCGAGGGCACAUUUGCCUGUGACUUUGCCUGGGGAGUUGUUGACAACUACCUUCAGGUGGACACCACUCUGUCUCAGUUUACGGACCAGAAUGUUUACCUGUGGGAUGUGCACCACAGUAAGAGGUUUAUUAGGGUGGAUGGGGUCGUGACCAAGAGGAGGAAGUCCUACUGCACUGACUUUGCGGCCAUCGGACCCCAGAUUUCCUUACUCCAGCAGAUGCAUGUUUCCCAUUUUCACUUCUCCUUGGACUGGGCUCUGAUCCUGCCGCUAGGUAACCAGUCCCAGGUGAACCGCACGGUCCUGCGCUACUACCGCUGCGUGGUCAGUGAGCUCCUGCGUGCCAACAUCACGCCCGUGGUGGCCCUGUGGCGACCCGCUGCCCUGCACCAGGAGCUGCCACGGCCCCUGGCCACGCACGGCGCCUGGGAGAAUCCCCACACCGCCCUGGCCUUUGCAGAGUAUGCCGGACUGUGCUUUAAAGGUCUUGGCCGCCACGUCAAGUUUUGGGUCACAAUAGGCGAGCCGUCCACUUGGAACAUGACCUACAGCGCAGGGCACAAUCUUCUGAAGGCCCAUGCGUUAGCCUGGCGCCUGUACGAUGAGAAGUUCAGGCGCACUCAGAAGGGUAAGAUAUCCAUAGCCUUGCAGGCCGACUGGAUAGAGCCGGCCUGCCCUUUCUCCCAAAAGGACAAAGAAGUGGCAGAAAGGGUUUUGGAAUUUGACAUUGGCUGGCUGGCCGAACCCAUUUUUGGUUCCGGAGAUUAUCCCCAGGUGAUGAGGGAGUGGCUGAACCAAAGAAAUUUCCUUCUACCGUAUUUCACUGAAGAUGAAAAAAAGCUAAUCCGGGGUUCCUUUGACUUUUUGGCCCUGAGCCAUUACACCACCAUCCUUGUAGAUUGGGAGAAAGAAGACCCAGUCAAGUAUAACGACUACCUACAAGUGCAGGAAAUGACCGACAGCACCUGGCUCAACUCUCCCAGCCAGGUGGCAGUAGUUCCCUGGGGCUUGCGGAGGGUGCUGAGCUGGCUAAAGCUGAAGUACGGAGACCUGCCCGUGUACGUGCUGUCCAAUGGCAUCGAUGAUGACCCACAGGCAGCCCACGACAAGCUGAGGGUGUAUUACACGCAGAAUUAUGUCAACGAGGCUCUGAAAGCCUAUACGUUGGAUGGUAUCAAUCUUCGUGGAUACUUUGCUUAUUCAUUUAGUGAUCGCACGGCCCCGAAGUUCGGCUUCUUCCGUUACGCUGCAAAUCAGUUUGAGCCCAAACCCUCCAUGAAGCAUUACAGGAAAAUCAUUGACGACAAUGGCUUCCCAGGUCCUGAAACGCUGCGCAGAUUUUGUCCGGAGGAGUUCACCCUGUGCGCCCACUGCAGCUUUUUUCACACCCGGAAGUCUCUACUGGCUUUCCUGGCUUUUCUACCUUUCGCUUUUGUUAUUUCUCUUUCUCUUAUUUUUUACUACUAUAGGAAAGGCAGGGGGUGGCGCGCGGCCGCCGCCCCAGUCCGUGUGCCCUCGGCGCCCGCGGGGGAGCCCGACGCCUGGAGGCCGCCAGGGGGCGCCGGCCGGGCCGCCGCGCGGGGCCCGCAGCGCCCGGGGAGGGGGCGCGGGCAGGCCGGCGACCUGCUGCCCGGGGGGCGCCGCGGCGCUGGGAGCCGGUCCCGGCUCGGGGGCAGCCGGCGUCCCGGCGGGGCCCGCGCGCCCCCAGGGCCGCGGAGGGGCUCUGUCCCCGACGGGGCCGGGGCGCGGCUGCCCCACGAGGGCCCCGCCGGGCGGCCCGAGCAGCCGGCCCGGGGUGCCGUGCCCGCGCCGCCCGUCCCCGGGGCGCGGCUCCCCAGCCGGGAGGUCGCGACCCUGCAGAACUUGGCCCCAAGAGUCCCCAGCGCUCCAAACCUGGUAUUGGAAUCAGUCUAA
Messenger RNA from Manis javanica (Malayan pangolin), 3468 nucleotides. It is a transcript of the gene KL, whose product is annotated as klotho. Gene Ontology annotation, biological process: carbohydrate metabolic process. The record is from RefSeq and is a predicted model, not a curated record. Gene Ontology annotation, molecular function: hydrolase activity, hydrolyzing O-glycosyl compounds. Lineage: Eukaryota; Metazoa; Chordata; Mammalia; Pholidota; Manidae.